Erigeron canadensis is the source of this 846-nucleotide messenger RNA. Its product is annotated as transcription factor MYB54-like. The transcript is spliced from 3 exons. Gene Ontology annotation, molecular function: DNA-binding transcription factor activity, RNA polymerase II-specific; RNA polymerase II cis-regulatory region sequence-specific DNA binding. Gene Ontology annotation, biological process: regulation of DNA-templated transcription. NCBI's taxonomy places the organism in Eukaryota, Viridiplantae, Streptophyta, Magnoliopsida, Asterales, Asteraceae. The record is from RefSeq and is a predicted model, not a curated record. The coding region runs from base 1 to 846 and encodes 281 amino acids. Gene Ontology annotation, cellular component: nucleus.
AUGGAUGAAAACACCGCUGGCGGCUCUACCGAUUACUCACGAACGUGUCCUAGAGGUCACUGGAGACCCGCCGAAGAUGAAAAGCUCCGGCAGCUUGUCCAACGAUAUGGUCCUCAGAAUUGGAACUCUAUAGCUGAAAAGCUUCAAGGCAGAUCAGGAAAGAGUUGCAGAUUAAGAUGGUUUAAUCAACUUGACCCUAGAAUUAAUAGGAGGCCAUUUUCGGAAGAAGAAGAAGAAAGGCUGUUGGCAGCUCACCGCGUACAUGGAAAUAAAUGGGCUCUCAUCUCACGGUUAUUUCCAGGUCGAACUGAUAACGCUGUCAAGAAUCAUUGGCAUGUUAUUAUGGCAAGAAAGCAAAGGGAAAAAUCCAAGGUUUGUGAUAAAUCUGCAACAAGGUUUAAUAAAGAUGAUUCACACACCCUUUCUAGUGUUGAUAGUAUUUCUAGCUCGAAAUACUUUCUAAAGUUCGAGAAUGGGAAUAGAGAAAAAGUUAAUUCAUGGUCUUUUAUGAGACCAAGUACAAUGUUAGCAACCAAAGCAUCAUCUUCAAUGGAUUUUAGUGGAACACGACAAGGUAAAGAUUGCUUCGUUGGCUCCAGGGUGUUCAAUCACGAUAGCAAUUCACAACUUCAAAAUACGUCGUUGGGACAAACGUUUGUCAGGAAUUACUACGGAGGAUAUAGAGUAGCCGGGGAUUAUCAAACGUAUAAAAAGGUCACACUUGCAAGCUCUUUUUCUAUGGUAAAGAGGCAAGAACUUGGUAAGCAAAAAAUAGAUGAGGAUGAAGCCAAAAAUCAGAAUGAUGUACCAUUCAUAGAUUUUCUUGGAGUGGGAAUAUCUUCUUGA